Arctia plantaginis is the source of this 4668-nucleotide messenger RNA. The record is from the annotation of a GenBank genome assembly. Lineage: Eukaryota; Metazoa; Arthropoda; Insecta; Lepidoptera; Erebidae.
AUGGUUGUAUGUUGCUACACUGACUUAUUACUAUGGCGAAGAGAAAGAAAGCAGCAGCAAAACAAACACCAACUCCCCACAGAAUCCAAAAGUAAUCAAAAUGACCCUGAAAAUGUUCCAAAUGAAGAAGCAAGUACCCCUGCACCACCAUCAUCAGAAACAAGUGAACUAACAAAAUCCUCUCUGGUCCCUGUUGUAGCACUGCACAAGAAAUUUGGUAAAUACCGUUGUUUGUUAAACAAUGAUGAGACCUUUACUAAAAAGUAUGAUUUAGGCAGUGACAGUGAAACAAAUAGUAGUGUGGAGAUAAGAGUUGUUGAUCCUUGUGCAAGCUCUGAAUCUGAUUCCAAUGCAGCUUUAGAAACACAAUUGGACAACACUUCUAUUAGACCUCACUUGAGUCCUGUCUACAAUACAAUAAAUACUCAUAGCCAAUUGAGGAAUAUUUCUCCUUUACGGGUAGUAACCGAUGAAGUACCAUCAUGUAAUAAAAUUCCAUUGAACAGAUCCAACGAAACAAAAGAAUAUAAGUCAUUAUCACUAGAAAUAGUUGAUCUGACUGAAACUGAUUCAAAGGCCAGUUCAACAGAACAAAUGAUGUCAACUUCAGAACAGACAUUUGUUGUUGAGGAUUCUACAAGUAACAAUAAACCAGAUGCUACAGAUGUCCAAAACAUUCCAUUUGAAACUGAACAAUUGGAAUUUGGUGGUGAUGAUGAUGAUGACGAUGAAGUCAUCACUGUUGUUCAAAUUGUUGAGGAUGAUAAUCCAGAAUUGUAUUAUAAUAUCAAGAUUGAUAGCCCAAAAGCAAACCUAGUUGAACAGCACACUAUAGAGGAAAGUGAGAACACUUCUAAAAAUCAUGACUUCCAAUCUCAUUUUGAAAAGUUGAAUCUUACAUCUGAUGAUCCUCGGUCUCCUAUGGAUUGUUCAGAUUCUAUUGAUUUGGAAACAACAUCUUGUGGCACUCCAGAUUUACAAUUUACAAAAGAAAAUUUAAAUGAUGGAAUAACAAGACCAGAUCCUAGUAUCACACCUAGUUCUACACUCUCUGAUGACAGUAACUCAUCAAGGGUUACAGAGCACAAUCAAAAUAAUUCUAAUGAUUCUGCUGAGUCUUCCCCAACUGGUGUUCGACGUUCCAACCGAAUAAAGACAAUUAGUAACUUGAAGCAAAAGACGAAAGGAUAUGGCUUGGUGAAGACACCAUUAAAAAAAGCUUUAAUCACACAGACUAAAUUGAAGCUAGAAGAAAUUGGAUCUGACAGUCAAGACAAAUCACUAGAAUCAUUACCAAGUACAAUGCCCAACUCCCCAUCAUUCCCUGUGCCCUCCGAAAUGCCUGUAAAAGUAAAGUCUCGCUGGCGACGUUCAUCCGAAUUAGAGAUGGGAGCAAACUCACCGGCUAAUUCUCCAUUAGCCAGCCCAAGUCUGCCACAGCAACGCUUACCUACUGUGGCAGAAAGCUUUAGUCUUCCAGAAGAAGAACCAAUUCCUUUAAGCAAGGAGGCAUAUGAGAAAAUUAUUGAAGAAAGGAUGAACCAGUACCAACAUUUAGAUGAAAAUGAGUAUAUGUGUGAGAGAAUGAUUAGUAAGGAGACUAAGAAAAUGACUUGUGACUGCUUUAUGACCAAAGAGGAGUUAGAGAGAGGGGAAUUGGCUUGUGGAGAAGAUUGCCUUAAUAGACUGCUUAUGAUUGAAUGUAAUUCCCGAUGUCCAGUAGGAGACCGCUGUACUAAUAGACGGUUCCAGAAAAGAGAGAAUGGUCCUCUAAGGGUGUUCUAUGCUGAUAAAAAAGGCUGUGGAGUAGAAGCCAGUGAAGAUAUUCCACCGGGCGAGUUCCUAAUGGAGUAUGUAGGAGAAGUCCUGGACUACGAGCAAUUCUACAAACGCGCCCAGGCCUACUCUGACGAUAACAACCUUCAUCAUUAUUUCAUGUCGCUGAAAGGUGACACGGUUAUCGAUGCAACACUCAAAGGAAAUAUAUCAAGAUUUAUCAACCAUUCAUGUGAUCCGAUUGCUGAGACACAAAAAUGGACCGUCAAUGGAGAACUUAGGAUCGGGUUUUUCAGUAAAAGGGAAAUCAAAGCUGGUGAAGAAAUCACAUUUGAUUACCAGUUUCAAAGGUUUGGAAAGGUGGCCCAGCGAUGCUACUGUGGAGCCAGCAACUGUCGCGGUUGGAUCGGUGGUGAACCGGACAGCGAAGAUGAAGAUGACGAAGAGGAGGACGAAGACGUCUCCACGUCUAAGACUGGACUUACAGAAUCUACAGAGGAGUCUUUGGCUACACCUAAUGAUCCACCGCGUCCGCGGUUGCGCCGCCCCAAGAAGGAUCGCGCGUACAAACCUAAAGCACCCGACUUGGUUCAAGACGCUGAUAUCGAGGAAGACCUAGAGGCCUUGGGUCGUACUGGCGUCAAGAAUCAAAGCCAUACCCUGCGCCUGUCGCGAACGGUGGUCCGCGCCAAGACCCGGCGAGCGCAGUGCUCGCUGCUGCGCCUGCUGCGGGACGCCGACCUGCCGUGCCGCAGGCUGUUCCUCGACUACCGGGGCCUACGCCUGCUCGCGCCUUGGUGCACUGACGCCCCUCUCGAUUUCAAGCUAGAAAUGUUACUGACCGUGGACCGUCUACCAAUACCAAACAAGACAAUGGUACAAGAGAGUCGCUUCUUCACGAUCGUAGAGCGGUGGCUAAGCGCCGCCGACCAGCCGCAGGAUAACGUGUUCAUUGAUGAGGCGACUGGUUUGCCAGUAGAACUGCCUAACACUGGUAACCCAGAAGAUGUUCCUGGUUCCGAGAAGGCUAAAGAUACUGUUUCGGUCCUGGAGAAAAUAAAAGAUCUCUCUAAACAAUUAUUGGAACGUUGGUCCAGUUUGAAGGAGGUUUUCAAAAUUCCAAAGAAAGAACGGAUACAACAGAUGAAAGAACAUGAAAGACAAGCCAACGUUGAACGACGGGCGGCAGACUCGAGCGGCUCACGGGACCGGGACAGGGAACGCCGAGAAGAGCGGGAGAGGCGAGACGAACGGGAACGAGAUCGUGAACGUGAGAAAGAUAGAGAAAGAGAGCGCGAUCGAGAUCGAGAAAGAGAUCGGGAGCGCGAUAGAGCCGACAGAGACAGAGAUAGAUAUAGGGAACGGGAAAAGGACAAAGACCGAGACAGGGAUAAAGACGACAGAGAUAGAAGAAAAAGAAGGAGUAGUCCGGAAGGCAGGAGGAGUAUAAGGUUAAGCGAGCGCGUGCUGGCGGCCGUGCCCCCCAUGAGCAAGGAGGAGCGGCGGCGCGCGUUCGCCGAGGCGGCGGCCGCGGCCGACGAGUCGCGGCGUCAGCGCGCGCGAGACCCGCCGCCCUGGCCCUACUGGCACCAGCACGACGCCUUCCAACAGCAAAUGUUCCCGGGGAGCAUGGUGGGCGGUGUAGUGUGCGGCGUCCCGGGUCUGGUCCCAGAAAUGCCUCCUGACUGGAUGCCGCCUCACCCUGGACACCCGGAAUUCCAAACCCCUCCUUUCUGCCCACCAUUUCCCGGAGCACAGCCUUUCUGUAUGCCUCAGCCAAAUUUGAUGGGUAUGAGCGGAUUCAGCAUGGGUGGGUUUAUGUUUGGUCAGCAAGUGCCAGGUGGCCCUUCCUUCCCACCGCACGCACAACCACAACCUGCACAACCGUCGUCUGAAGCUGCACAACCGGCUCCUGCCGGUCGUGCGCAAGAAGCCAAGAAGGUGGUGCUGCCGUCGCUGUGGCGCAGCGCGGAGGACGAGCGCGGCCGCACCUACUACUACCACGUCAAGCUGCGCCAGCCGCAGUGGCUGCCGCCGCCCGCGCCGCCCGACAGAGAGGAUAGUUCGUCAGACGAUGAAGAGGAACAAGUUAACGCAGGAUUGGAUAGUCCUCUAAUUAGGCGACAGACGAAAGGAAAAGUUGUUGAAGGUGUCAAUGGUAUUUACGAAGUAAUUAAGGACGAAACACAUAAUGGUUUAAUACCUGACCACGCUUUAGUCAACAUGAAGCCCAGAAAACGGCGACCUGGAUUAGUUUCUGAACGACCAAUUAGCCCUCGCACCGAGGAGGACAAGUUGGCGGGAAGGUUAGAAGUGAAACGGUACAAGCAGACCAAAGAGAAACUGCGGCGUCGCAGAGAGAAGUUGAUACAGAAGGUGCGCCUCCUCGCCGCCAGCAAACAGCGCAAGAUCAAGGGCAGCGUUCUGGACCUUAAGCAAAUGGUGGAGCUUGUGGACUCAGAAACAGAUUCGGAAGACGAUUCUGUCGAAGAACUUCCAGUUGAGAAGCCAGGAAGUUCUUCGCCUCCCGUUGAUCCGGAGCCUGAGGCUGAGCCAGAAGCCUUUGAACCAGAGAACGCCAUAAGCAAUGACGAGAGGGACAGGAAGAUAAAGGAGCUGUUUCGCAGCACCAUGGCGAGAGUGAUGGUGCAGCAUCUCAAUCCGUAUAGGAGCUCCAGUGCACCCGCUGCCCGAAUCACUUCCACCGCUGAUUUCAAGCAUUUGGCUAGGAAGCUAACUCACUUUGUGAUGCUGAAGGAACUCAAACAUUGCCGGUCGGUCGAAGAACUCGUUGUCACCGACUCGGUACGGUCCAAAGCGAAGAUGUUCGUGAAAAAGUACAUGGCGAAGUUUGGUCCCGUGUACAAGCGACCGCCCGAGGAGGCCGACUAG